AUGGCGGUAGACGCCAACGACGAUUCCAGCGCCGCAGCCGCCGAGAUGGAGGACUCCCUGCGGUCGCUGGUGCAGUACUACCUCGAGAACCUGAUGCACGCCAACGCCACGUUCCUGGGCGAACGUCUUGUGGCUUGCAACCCCAGGGAGGAGAACGUGCUGCUCCUGGCCACCUGCCACCUUAUGAACAAGUCAAAGCUGACGGCGCACGCGUUGCUGCAGGGCUGCCGCCUUCCCGAGAGCAGGUUCCUGCUGGCCUACUGCUGCAUUGACCUGGGCAAGUUCGCCGAGGCCGAGCGUGUUUUGCUGGAGGGGACCGGCAUCUUUCACAAGGGCCCCAAGGAGGGCCGCGACGAGAUCCUGGCCGAGCCUUGUCCCAUCCCUCACGGUGCCGCCGGCCUCAGGCUUCUGGGUGAGAGGGUUGUUGCUUUUGUUGCUGCGGCUGCUGCGGUUGCUGAAGUCUGUCGUAUAUACUGCAGUAGUUGCGCUUAA
This is a messenger RNA of Ectocarpus sp. CCAP 1310/34, 492 nucleotides long. The record is from the annotation of a GenBank genome assembly. Lineage: Eukaryota; Phaeophyceae; Ectocarpales; Ectocarpaceae.